UCUCAUUUUUACCCUCAACUCUCUUCUUUUGUAUUUGACCGAGCUUCAUCACCCACCAUGUCCAUCAAUGGUGAUGCGAUGGAAGACCAAAUCGAGGACGAUGAUGGCGAUGGCUGCUGCGACUAGAUUAACGACAACCGAACCUCACCCCUCUGGCAACAACCGUCGGCGACACCAUGGAUGUGUAUUCUCAAAUCAUAUUUCAGUUUUCUUUUUUUCUUUCGAUCUGUCAGAUCUUCAGCCUUCCACCUCCAGCUCCUCUUCCAUGGCUCCAUUGUUAUUGCUUGUGCUUUGCAUGGUUGUGAAAUUUCAAGUGAUCAGAGGGCAGAGUGGUAAUAAUGGGUUUAACAGUAGAAGAGAAAUGGUGCCUGCCAUGUUCAUCUUUGGUGACUCUCUCAUCGAUAAUGGCAACAACAACAACCUUCCUUCGUUUGCCAAGGCCAACUAUUUCCCAUAUGGCAUCGACUUCAAUGGAGGCCCUGCUGGUCGUUUCUCUAAUGGCUACACUAUGGUUGAUCAAAUAGCUGAACUGCUUGGACUUCCCUUAAUUCCACCGCACUCUCAAGCAUCAGGAGGUGGAGUGCUUCAUGGAGUUAACUAUGCUUCAGCAGCUGCUGGAAUCCUUGACAUCACCGGAAGAAACUUCGUGGGGCGCAUACCGUUCAAUGAACAGAUAAGGAACUUCGAGAACACAUUGAAUCAAAUAACUGCAAAUCUUGGGGCAGACGAAGCAGCAACGAGUAUUGAAAAAUGCAUUUUCUUUAUUGGAAUGGGAAGCAAUGACUACCUAAAUAACUACCUCAUGCCUAACUAUCCCACUCGCAAUCAAUACAAGGCUCAACAGUACGCUGAUCUCUUGGCUUAAACCUACCAUCAGCAGCUCACGAGACUUUAUAAUCUUGGGGCGAGGAAAUUUGUGGUUGCUGGGCUUGGCUUAAUGGGAUGUAUUCCAAGCAUUUUGGCUCAGAGUGUGAGUGGAAGCUGCUCAGAAGAAGUGAACUUGCUGGUUCAACCUUUUAAUGCAAAUGUGAAGGCCACUUUGAGCAAUUUGAAUGCCAAUCUUUGUGGAGCCAACUUCAUAUUCGUGGACGCAGCCGCCAUGUUCCGAGAUAUUCUUCUCAAUGCCAGAUCUUAUGGGUUUAGUGUGGCGAACAGAGGGUGCUGUGGCAUAGGGAGGAACAGAGGGCAGAUCACAUGCCUCCCAUUCCAGACGCCAUGCCUCAAUGGAAGAGAGUAUGUGUUUUGGGAUGCAUUCCCCCCAACAGAAGCAGUCAACAUUCUCAUGGCAACAAUGGCUUUCAAUGGUGACUCUUCUCUUGUCUAUCCUCUCAACAUCAACCAGCUUGCUCAACUCUAG
Molecule: messenger RNA, 1357 nt
Organism: Prosopis cineraria
Lineage: Eukaryota; Viridiplantae; Streptophyta; Magnoliopsida; Fabales; Fabaceae
Product: GDSL esterase/lipase At1g71691-like
Exons: 7
Molecular function (GO): hydrolase activity, acting on ester bonds
Source: RefSeq, a predicted model, not a curated record